Ilyonectria robusta is the source of this 1524-nucleotide messenger RNA. RefSeq names its product unsaturated glucuronyl hydrolase. Bases 1 to 1524 code for a protein of 507 amino acids. The record is from RefSeq and is a predicted model, not a curated record. Gene Ontology annotation, molecular function: chondroitin hydrolase activity. The transcript is spliced from 5 exons. NCBI's taxonomy places the organism in Eukaryota, Fungi, Ascomycota, Sordariomycetes, Hypocreales, Nectriaceae. Gene Ontology annotation, biological process: polysaccharide catabolic process.
AUGGUCAUCAACAAUUCCGGCGGUCUGGUGUCUGAUUUUCACCAUGUUCCGCCAGUGUUGAAUGGGAGUCAUUGCGGUGGACGCACUUCGAUUGAUGAUCAGGAAAUGAUGAAUGGGGACAUCUCGACCGGUAAACCACAGCAUGGCGACGCGCCUUCAGCUGUUGCUCCCACCACGACGCAUAACGGCAUAUCAACACAACACUCCCUGCGAGAUGUUUUAUACUCGACUGAUGUAUAUGCAAAAAUAUGGAACGUUGCAUCGCAAGCAUUAGACAAGUCCCAGCCACCCGCCCUAUAUCCGGAGUACACGAAACCGAACGGGACUAGAUACGUCUAUCGAGAACAUGAUUUCUGGACCUCGGGGUUCUUUCCGGGUUGCUUGUACCUAUUGCUAGAACGGGAACGCAAGUAUAAGAGUCAACUUCAGACUGCUGUCAAUGGACUUGUCGACAAACCACACCAAAUGCAUCUUGAAUUUGCCUGUAAAUGGUGGACCGUCAAUCUUCACCAAAAUGCUUCCCUCUCCACAACACACGAUCUCGGUUUCAUGGUUUUCCCAUGGGCCCAAUUGGCUUGGGAGCUCAACCACGAUGUUCUCGCGUUGGAUACGAUAGUCCGGGCUUCAAGGACCUUGGCGUCUCGCUACGUGCCCCAUAUCGGAGCUAUUCGGUCAUGGGAUACCUGCAUAACAAAGAGAUAUGCGUUUACUGAUCCUAAGACAGACUUCCUCUUCAUCAUUGACAACAUGAUGAACCUCAACAUGCUCUUCUGGACAGCGUCGGAGCUUGACGAUAAGGAGUUGUAUCGGAUCGCCCUCAGCCAUGCUCGGAAGACUCAAGAGUUUCACAUCCGAGACGACUUCUCAACUACGCACCUGGUUGUAUUGGAUCCAAUCACCGGCUCACUGAAGUCGCGCUUGACAAACCAGGGGUUUUCGGACGACUCAUCGUGGGCUCGAGGACAAGCCUGGGCCAUUGCUGGAUUUGCACAAACAUUCCAGUGGACCAAAGACGUGUCAUUCUUGAAGACGGCCCAAUCGUGCGCUGACUACUUUCUGAGCCGACUACCUGCUGACGGGAUACCUCCAUGGGACUUUUCUGCACCAAAGGACACUGAACAGCCACCUGACACAAGUGCAGCUGUGAUUGCUGCUUAUGGACUGCUGCUCAUACACGAAGCACAGGUAGCACGGGGGCAGCAGUCAGAUUACUUUGAUCAGGCUAUUCGCCUAUUGAAGAGCGUUUGCUCCAAGUAUCUGAAUACGCCCGACAAGUUUGUUACCACUCGUUGUGUAAUUGAUACCGUCGAGUCUCUUUCACACGACAUCGCAGGAAAGGUCAGCGUGAAGCCUGACAACACACCGGAGACAAUCCUUGGAGGAGCGACCAUCAACAACUACGAGUUUGCCCCACGUCGUUGGGCGAAUCAUGGCUUAGUGUAUGCGGACUACUACUUUUUGCUUGUGGGUAACAAAUUGCUAGAGAUGCAUGGAAUAGAAUCGAUAGAGAAUGUGCUUGUUUGA